GUACUCGGCCCGAUAUAUAUAUAACACACAGUCAGGGUCAGGGUCGACAAGAAUUAACAGUUCCAUCCUCAGAGCUUUCAUCUGAAAAUUUUCCGUCAUGAUGAUUGGAUUCAUCCUUCUCUUGGUUCUUGGUGGAGCUUUUGCCAAAAGCACUAAGUUGCAAGAUAAGAAAGAUAGCUAUGCUUUGCCAGAAGGAGCUGAACUGCUAGUGGGUCCGAUUAGGUCCACCUUCUCUUGCUUUAGUAAUGGCUACUACGCAGACGUUGACAACAACUGCCAGAUAUUCCACAUCUGUUAUACAACCGAUAAUCCAGACGGCACAAGAAGCCAGCACCAGUAUAGCUUUGUGUGCGGAAAUCAGACGGUCUUUAACCAGCUGACAUUUACUUGCACGUACCCGGAGGAUGCUGUCCCCUGCGUCAACGCUCAGGACUUCUACUAUUUGAACACCCACGUUGAGGCAGCUGAUCCAGAUGUCCACUUCCUCGAUGACCAGGACAUACAGCGAGCCGCCCCUCUCAUAGCUGGUGAACCUUAUUCACGAAGAGUUGAGAAGCCAGUUGCCGGCUACCAACCAGUCCGAAGGAGAUUCGAUUUCGAAAAGUAGAAGAUUUAGUGAAUUCAUCCGUUCAGCUGUGCCAUAUACCGGUUCUCUAUAUGUUUAAUAGACUGUAUUCUACAAAGAACGAAGUUGAUCAUUUGCAACUGAGUACCCGUUGCAAAUUAUUAACGCUGAUUAACAACAUGUUUCUGGUUAAUCAAAAGAAUUUUCUGAAAUUAGCAAUCUUCAUCGUCAAAUCAAAAUGUUUCUCUGGGGUGCCGAUAGUCAUGAAAACAUACAUCUUUAAUUAAUUAACUGAAACCCUUGUACAGUUAAACAAUUCAGGUUUAACAUGCAUUUAAUUCUAGCCACAUUUUUGCGGUUCCAGUUAUAGAAUUAGCCUACAUAAAAGACCUAAGACUUCUCUUGUAAAUUAACUUUUCCAACGCAAGCUUUAGUGAAAACCUUCCAAUAUUGUAUUUAAUCGUAUGUGUAAUUUGCAUAGCUUAGUCUUUCUAAAAUUGCAAUUGUUAAUGUACGUAGGAAAAAAUAUUAAUUCCUUACGAGUUAAGACAGUGUUAAAUCUUCUGAUAUAGAAUGCAGACCUAAAGGAACUAAUUAGAAGAAGUGAGAAAGUACGAAAACUACAAAAUUUCAAAAAAGUAAUUCGAAAUACUUUUUUGAGGUACAACGCUUGACAAAAAGAGAUUCAAAUUAUUCUUGUAAUGAUUUAAUAAUAAGUAUAGCUAUUAAUUUUGUGAGAAGUCUGUGUUUUGCAACUGAAAAUUAGGGGAAAAAAGGUGUGUUUUUUUUUUGGGCAUCAUGUAACAUGAGAUCGGAGUUCUUGAGUUGCCGACUUUCUUGAAGCAAUCUAUCAUUCUCAAAAUCACGCUGAAAACCGUACGAAUCCUUUUUCACGAUUUGUUUUCCAGCAUUUGUUUCAUGACGCUCGUAAGGAGCAUCUUAUAGCGUGCCAAAUCUCUUGCUCUUGUGUUUGUUUUUUGUAUCUUAAUGUGUUUGUUAAAUAAAGCAUGUUCAAGGCAAAA
Molecule: messenger RNA, 1587 nt
Organism: Stegodyphus dumicola
Lineage: Eukaryota; Metazoa; Arthropoda; Arachnida; Araneae; Eresidae
Product: U-scoloptoxin(01)-Cw1a-like
Cellular component (GO): extracellular region
Molecular function (GO): chitin binding
Source: RefSeq, a predicted model, not a curated record